UCAGGCGGGUAUGAGGCUCAUCUACCUCCGCGUUGCGCUCUUGUAUUCUCCAGGGGUCCUUUGAGGUUGCCAAAUAUGGCUGCAGUCAUUGCCAGACACAAGCAUUUCAGUCAAGACUACCGCAGUACUGAGUCUAAAUAUGUUGCUAGGGAAUACUCCAGCUCUGCAGUUGAAGAGGUGAAAUAUCAAUACCAAACAGAGAAGAGCAUCCAGGGAGUGGUAGAGAAGAAGAUGCCUGAGAAAUAUGUUCGCGAGGAGUCCAUGAUCAGGGGCCCCAAGUUCGUGGUGCGGCUGAGGUCCCACACACUGUUUGAGAACACUCCCAUUAAACUGUUUUGCUCUGUGGAGGGAUACCCCACACCACACGUCAAAUGGUUUAAGGAUGAUGUUCUCUUGGACAUUUCCUCUGGAAAGUACUUUGUGGAGAGCAACGCUGGACUUCAUGCCCUCACCAUCCUCAAGUGUGGAACUGAUGACACUGCAAUGUACAUGGCUGUAGCCUCAAACUCACACGGACAGGCUUCCUGCCAGGCCUCCAUCAUUGUGAAGAAGUGCAAAGAGGAAGAAAAGUCCUCUCCUUAUUCCCGGAUGCCUUCUCAGUAUGCGAUUUUACCUGAUAUCAAGUAUACAAAGAUUAACAUCACCUUCCUUGAGACAUUCAAUGUGACCUUUGGAAAAGAAGGUGACAAGGUUACUUUGACCUGUAAGAUGACCAUAAGCCCCAACGUGGCCAACCAGCAGCCUGAGGCUCUGUGGUAUAGAGAUGAGCACCUCCUGAAAGAGUCCAAGUGGGUGAAAAUGGAAUCGGGGACAGGUGUUGCUCAGCUCACACUCACUCAACUCGCUAAAGAUGAUGAGGGUCUUUACACUCUCCGCAUGUUGACCAAGGGAGGGGACGCUGUCCACAGUGCUUUCGUCUACGUUAAAGAUGGUCCACCUCCGGUUCCUCAAGCUCCAGGAGCCCCAAUGGACAUCAAGAUCCAUGAUGCUAACAGAGAUUAUGUCAUCGUGUCCUGGAAACCUCCUAACACUACCACUGAGGGCCCCAUCAUUGGAUACUUUGUUGACAGAUGUGAAGUUGGAACAGAGAACUGGGUGCAGUGUAACGACUCCCCAGUGAAGGUCUGUAAAUACCCUGUGCAGGGGCUCUUUGAAAAUCACUCUUAUUACUUCCGUGUGCGUGCUGUCAACUCACAUGGUAUCAGCAGACCCUCACGAAUGUCCAAGCCCAUUGCUGCUCUGGACCCCACAGAGUUUGAGAGACUUCACACCACAAAAAUUGGUGGAAGACUUGAUGUUGUGACCUACUAUGAUGACCUUGAAGCCGAGGGAAAAGCUCCGGGACCUCCCUCUAAAGUCUGUGCUUCAGAGACGGACCGAACAUAUGUUGUGCUCAGUUGGGUUGCUCCAGUCUACCAUGGCAAAGCCCCCAUGUGGUAUUACAUUGAGAAGCUUCAUGUUGGAAGUGGAUCCUGGCAAAGAGUGAACACUAAAGUACCCAUCAGAUCUCCCCGCUACGCAGUCUUUGACUUAUCCGAGGGAAAGCAGUAUCAAUUCCGUGUGCUGUCUGCUAAUAUGAAUGGCACCAGCAAUCCAUCGGAACCCACCAAAUCUAUAGUAACACUGCAUCUGAAGAGUGUGCCGUCGGCUCCUGGACAGGUCGUUGCAACAAGGGAAACCGACACCUCUGUUCUCAUCCAGUGGGCACCUCCAAAGGAUCCCAAUAACCUGAUUGGAUAUUACAUUGAUUCUUGUGUGCAAGGCUCUAAGGACUGGACCUCAGCCAAUCACAAGCCGCACAAGAAGACCAAGUUUGUAGUGCACGGUCUAACCACCGGCGAGACUUAUGUAUUCAGAGUGCAAGCUAUCAAUGAGCUGGGUCUCAGCGACGAAUCGCAGGAAUCCGCCCCUCUCUCUGUGAGAGCUGCUCUUAAAUUGCCCUCUGCUCCUUAUGACAUCUCUCUUCUGUAUUGUGAUGGGGAAUCCAUGGUGCUCAACUGGAAGCAGCCUGUCCAUUCUGGAGGAGCAGAGGUCACUGAUUAUUACAUUGACAAAUGCAAUGUGGCCAAGAAGGUGUGGAGAGAGGUCAACAUCCCACCUGUCAAGGAACGACUGCACAAGGUUGGAAGUCUGACUGCUGGGUCAGUGUAUCAGUUUAGGGUUUAUGGAGCAAGUUUGGCUGGAUUGGGUGAUGCCUCAAGCCCAAGUGCUCCCUUCACAUGUAAGGCAUGGACCAUGCCUGAGCCAGGCCCAGCCUAUGACCUGAUGUUCACUGAGAUAAGAGAUGAUUCUCUGGUGGUGGAGUGGAAGGCUCCAGUCUACAGCGGGGCCAGUGCCGUCACCGGUUACUUCAUCGAGAUGUCCAAGAAAGACUCUGAUACUUGGAGCAAAGUCAAUGAAGCUUCAGUCAGUCACUGCUAUCACAAGGUCAAAGGUCUAGAGAUGGGAGCAUCAUAUGUGUUCCGUGUGCGGGCAGAGAACAGCAAGGGUUUUGGCAUGGCUUCAACACCCUCUGACCCUGUGGUUGCCAAGGCACUGCCAGGUGCCCAGGAAAUCAAGUGUGGCGUCGAUGAGGUAUCAGGCGAUAUUUAUCUCUCUUUCGAGAGCUGCCAAAUGACUGAGAAAUCACAGUUUGUGUGGAAGAAAUCCUACCAAGAAAUUACUGACUUCUCCAAGGGAAUUGCCGUGAAGACCUCAGGCAGCCACUCAACUCUGCUUUUUAAGAACCCAGACAAAGAAGAUGUGGGCACAUUCUCUGUGUCUGUUACUCAUACUGAUGGAGUCUCCGCCAGCUAUAAGGUCUCAGCAGAAGAGUUGGAGAAAAUGUUGGCCCUCAGCUAUGACAUACGCAACCCAAUUAUUCCACUGAAGACCGAACUGGCCUAUAAGAUUCUUGAACGAGGCCGUAUUCGCUUCUGGCUGCAACCUGAGGUCAUCUCCUCUGCCGUGACCUACAAAUUCUUUGCCAGUAACACGGAGCUUGUCAACUGUGAGCAAACUAAAAUGAGCCACGACACAGCUACUGGCAUUAUAGAGAUGGUGAUGGACCAUUUCACUGAGGACAGCGAGGGCACUUUCACCGUGCAGAUUCAAGAUGGCCGAGGCAAGGCCCAGUCCACUCUGGUACUGAUCGGAGACGCCUUCAAGGCAGCACUAGCCGAGGCGGAAUACCAAAGGAGGGAGUACAUUCGCGUGAAAGAGGGCCCUCAUUUCAUGGAGUUUCUGUCUGUCAAUGUUGCGGAUAAUGCCACUGUCACUCUUGUCUGCAAGGUGGCUAAUUUGAAGAAGGAGUCUGUAUUCCAGUGGUAUAAGGAGGAUGUGGUGGUGAUCCCGGAGGUGCCUGCUGACUUGAACUCAGGAGUAUGCAAGUUCACCCUCACUCGGUUCUCCAAGAAGGAUGUGGGAAAAUAUAAAGCAACCAUCGCAGAUGGCAGAGGCCAGGAUGUGUCACAGAUUGAUAUUUCUGGGAAAGUUUUCGAUGGCAUCAUUAAUGAGCUGUCUCGUAUCUCUGGAUCCAGUGCCUCUGAGCUGUCUAUUCAGUGCACUGCAGAGGGCAUCAUGCUUCAGUGCCAUAUGAAAUAUUACACAGAGGAGAUGAAAAUCCAUUGGAAACAGAAGGAAAUCAAAAUCUGUGCAUCAGAGAGGAUGCGAAUUGGUGGGAAUCCAGCGAUGGCAACUUUGGAGAUAGUUGAGCCUACUGAUAAGGAUAAAGGGAUGUACACCAUUGAGAUUGUGGAUCCUGAGAAGACACACACCCGCACCCUUGACCUCUCUGGACAAGUCUAUGAGAAAGCCUACGCAGAAUUCCAGAGACUCAAAGCGGAAGCAUAUGCUGAAAAGCAUCGUGGGAAAGUGGCUGGUGGUCUUCCUGAUGUUGUGACGAUUAUGGAAAAGAAGACCCUGAGCUUGACCUGCACCGUCUGUGGUGACCCCAAACCUCUGGUCAGCUGGUCUAAGAACAACCAAGAAGUCGAGCCCAGCGAUCAGUAUUCCAUCACCAUGGACUCGGGCAAGUUCGCAAGCCUUACCAUCAAAUGUGUGUCUCUCGAAGACUCCGGCAAAUACACCAUGACGGUGCAGAACAAGUACGGCGGUGAGUCGGUGGAUAUUGUUGUCAGCGUGUAUAAACACGGAGACAAGAUGCCAGAUGUGAAACCCAUCCCCUCGCCCAAGAGGAUCAUGCCUCCCACUGUUCCGAUUGUAAUUCCCACCACCAUGGUGGCCAGUCCUGCCCCUGCUGCUGCUCCCACCAAGUCUCCAGCCCCAGCCCAAAACAGCAAAUCACCCGCCCCACCCCGCGGCAUGAAGUCCCCCACCCCUAGCAGGAGGAAGUAACGUCCUAGUGCUUUCGUCCCAGUCACUCUGACAGCAUAGAAAUGACUAGAUUUGCAUCUCUGGAAGGAAACAGCAAUGCUUGCAAGGCAGCAGAAGAAUAGUGUUAAUGUUUUAGGUAAGUUUAGGUUAUGCAAAAAUGUAAUGCAACAUCAGAGCCAUCUCAUCGCUGCCGUGACACUCAGUACAUGUCUUGUUUGCUUUCGCUUACAGCAAUCUGCACAUAGUAACUGUUCGGUUAUAAAUAGUUAAAGGUAAAGUGUGCAAUUGUUUCUGUUAACAUCCUUUAUCCUAUCCCAGCAAAGUAUUUAGAGACAUCUACAGUAAGUAAGCCAUUCAAAGAUUAAUACCCCUGAAAAGUGUAAACACUGUGGCUCAAGCAUGGUUUGGAAAGAUCAUUAUUUUCACUUUUCCGUUUGGUGCUGUAAGUGGUGACUGAAAUGCACACUUCACCUUCAAUUAUAUGCAAGGUAGACAAGCGCAAUCACAAUUUAAAAUGCAAAUAGAUGUAGGAACAAAGACCAAUUACAUUUAGAACUAAAAUGACAUCACUGUUAAAAUAAAAGUGCAACAAAGUGGUUCCGUAAGUAAAAAUCCCAUUAAUUUUAUCCAUAGGGGAAUAGAUGAUCAAUAAUACAAUUUUGCAUAAUCAUUUUUUAAAAAUUUGUUUAAUUGCAAAAUUCUUGGUGAAGAACUACACUUUACAUAUUUCCAUUGUUUUUAUUUUGAUUACAUAAUUCCCAGUGCUUCCUACGGUUGUUGUUCACUCCCUCAUUAAAGACGUUAAAUGGGUCACGAAAUGAGGAAUUACAUUUGGCUUGAUCUUUUAACAUAUAAGAGGUCAAUGUACUGUAUGAACAGUAUUGUAAGUUUCAGAACUCAAAACUUCCGCCACACUGAAAAAAGAGCAUUUGUUGAAACCAUGCGGCCAAAACGACACGUUCUUUACUUACUCCACAUUGUGAUGUCACACUGUCGUAGAUAUUUGCUUUCACCUCCACAACAACACAUCAACUACUACUUUACAUUAUCACUUCCGUAGACUUACCCAGUAGCAGUGAGCAGUGAGAUGGCAAGAGGAGAGAAAUGUAAAAUGCAUGUACAAUGGCUAGAAAUAGCAUUUUAGCUUAGCGUAAAGAUGACAAUUUACACAAGGUUUAUUUCUAUUUCUUCUGCUCUAAACUUACUUCAAGCUUACUUCUCUGUCUGCUCGUAUGAAUGCAAGACAUCAUAAGAAAGUGUUUCACCGCUGCUCAAAUGCACUUUGAAUCACAUCGUUUAAAUGUAGAAAUGUUUUCCAUCUGAAAGGACUAAAUAUUAAAUGAAAAAAAUAACAAUAAAAUGCAAAGUAAUCUCUUCUGUAAUCAAAAUACUUUUUGAAUGUAACUGUAUUCUAAUUACCAAUUAUUUAAAUUGUAACUGUAGUGGAAUACAGUUACUUAUAUUUUGUAUUUUAAAUACGUAAUCCAGUUACAUGCAUUUUGUUACUCCCCAACCCUGUGUGUGUGUGUGUGUGUGUGUGUGUGUGUGUGUGUGUGUGUGUGUGUGUGUGUGUGUGUGUGUGUGUGUGUGUAUCUAUAUAUACAUCUCAGAGAUGGUUGGUUAGGUUCAUGGCUUACAUCUGUUUUUUAAAGGAUUUUAAGAAAUCCAAGUGGAAAAAAAUCAAUGGAAAAAAUACUUACGGAACCAAGACGUCUGAAAAAGUUGGCCGGCACUGUUGCAGUCUAUUGGCUGAAAAUAUGUUCUUCACUAAGUUUGAAUGAGUACUUUUAGCAAUUUGGCCUGAAUUAAUUGCAGAAUUUUAGUACUUAAGGUUAGAGGUUGAGAACAAACCCUUGCCAGAAAAUUUUAGCAAUAUCAGUGUAGUGCUGCCUUGCAAGCAUUUUUAUUAAACUGUAGUGUGAUUCAGGAAAUAUUAAGUAGAAUUGAAAAGUAGAUCACACUUUUUACCCAAGAUGCAUUUUCAUGUCAAAAUGAGCAACUGUCUAGUACGAAAAGAAAUAGAGUGGGAAGUGUGUGUGAGGUUGGGUGGGGCAAGUUAUAUUUAGUGCUACGAGAAAAUGUGUGAAACAGUUUGUCAUCUGGGUUGCCUAAUCUGAGUGGGCCUCUAAUGAAUUUUGCUCCCUCUCUCUGGAGGUGCUUGAAGAAAAAGCUUUAAUGAUAGUUUACUAAAUCUCUCUUUUUAAAGGCAUAGUUCAUCCAAAAAGGAAAAUUCUAUCAUUAUUUAAUCACCAUUAUGUAAUUCCAAACCUGUAUGCUGUUAUUUACUCUAUGGAACAAAAUGGAAUCAACUGGAAUAAUGGAAAAUUUUGUCCAACACUGCAGCUCUCAAAUCUCAUUUUCCAUUCAGCAUUUUCAGAUUGAUGCAUCAUGUUUGGUUACAUCAUAUUUGAGAAGAAAUACAGGUUUGGAACGACAUGACUGUGAGUCAAUAAUGACAGAACUUUCAUUAUUUGAGAAAACCUUCCUUCAAGAGCUGCUCUUUCAACCAGCCAGUGGAACUGAAAGCUGUUGUUUUCUGGGUGGAUGGAUGGUCUGAGAGAGCAGGACCUCCACUUAACCCCCAGCGGCAGCCGCAUGAGCCCAUCAGCACACAAGAUAAAUGUCCUCUCAACCUCGACUCAUGCCCUCACCUUUUUGCCGUGGUUUUGUGUUAAUAAAAGAUGUAGAAAUCUU
Messenger RNA from Xyrauchen texanus (razorback sucker), 7008 nucleotides. Its product is annotated as myomesin-2-like. Gene Ontology annotation, molecular function: protein binding. The coding region runs from base 76 to 4335 and encodes 1419 amino acids. The record is from RefSeq and is a predicted model, not a curated record. The transcript has 36 exons. Lineage: Eukaryota; Metazoa; Chordata; Actinopteri; Cypriniformes; Catostomidae.